CCUCCGGACGGGAGGAUGGAGACACAGCGCGAGCACCUGGUGCGGGGCGCGGAGGAGGCUGUGGCGGCCGGGAGCGGCGUCCGGAGCCAGCGGAGGAGCCGAGCGCGCUGCCCGCCUGCCGCCAGCCGCUAGGGGAGGGGGAGAGGAAGGAAGGACCGCCGGACGGGCUGACUGACUGACUGACCGGCCGGCUGGCCUGUCUCUCCGCCAGGGCCAGCGCGGCCGCUGACCGACCGCUGGCCUCGCCGCCGCCGCCGCCGCCUCGGGGCUCUGCGGUCCCCCGCCGGCCGGCCUCGGGGCCCGCGACCGCGGCUCGGAGGGGCGGCCGCUCCCGCCCCCUCCCGCGAGCAGGGGAGGGGCCGCGCUCGCUCCGCGUUUUCCCCGCCCCUCUCCGCCCCUCGCCCCCCGCGGCUCGGGGCCGCGCUCGCCUCCAGCCGGCCGCGCUGACUCGGGGAAGCGGCGCCCUCCGCUCGGGCGAGCGGGUCCGCGGAGGCAGCGGCUGAGGCACCGGCAGCCUCCCCGGCGGGCUUCCGCCUGUCCCGGCCGGCGCUGCCCUGGCCCAGCGGGAUCUGGAGGCCGGCGGAGGCGGCCUGUGAUGGGAGUGUGAGGAGGCAGCCGCGGGCCCGGGGAAUGUGAGGCGGCGCGUGGCGGCGGCGCGGAGCGCGAGAGACCCGCCGGGGUGGGGGCGCUGGAGCGGCGGCUCGCACCGCUCCCAGCCCGGCUCUCGUGCCUCGGACGCGGCGGCGGUAGCCUCCCGCCUCAGCCCGGGCGAGCACCCGGCGGCUCCUCAGCCUCCGCCGCUGGCCGCAGCUGCUCGGCCGCCCUGGCGCUGGGGGGCUGGGUGCCGGGCGGGGAGGCGCGGGGCUUCGGCUCUCUGAUUCAUUCAUUCUCCGCGGACUGGAGCCUUAGCGCCGCGGUGCUCUGAAGCGAGGAGGGGAGCGGGCACCGACAGCUCCGCAUGAAGAGCCGGGCGCCCGGCGGGCUCCAUUGUGCUCGGCGGCGGGGGGCGGGCAGGGGCUGAGGGCGGUGGGAGCGGGCCCCCUCCCCCUGCUCCCCGGCGUGCGCGGCGCCCCCAGCCUGCUGCCAGCCUGGAAAUGGCUCCGUUCCUUCUCCUGGGGAGAAUGAAUCGAUCCUGCCUAGCCUUCUCUCCCACCUCUCCUCCUCUCUGCUCCGAGUCUUAGGAGAUAUUUAAAAAAAUAAUAAUUUUAUUUUUAAAAAGACAGAUUCCAAUGUGGAGUGCCGAGCAAGUCACCAGCUGCCGGGUUUGCACUUCCAGAAGAUUUUUCUAUAUAGUCUUUUUUUUUUUUUUUUUGUAAUGUAAGCGCAGGGAAGCAGUGGCAUCGCUGCUUUUAGGGUUUUUAUUAAAGUGCACGUCGCAUUGGGUUGCAUGCUCCACCCCCCCGGGAGCUAGAGGGGUGGAGAAAUUUGAACCCACAGCCUUAGCGCCGUCCAGGCCGAAUUACCUGGCUCUCCCUGAGUGUCGAGGAGGACAUGAGUGAAAUGACCAGCGAACUCAUUUUUGAUAGGACUCCUUGAAGCCGGGUUCUGCGUUUUCCUACAUGUGCACUCAUUUUGUGGAAUAGUUUGACCGCUGUAUCCUCCACGCAGCAUUUUAACUGACAAUAAGCAAAUGCCACCUCUGUUUGAACGUUUUGGUAUCUACGAGGGAGAGCUCAUAUUACCUAAGAGAAAUAAUUGAAUUGGUCAGCAUCAUUGAAGCACCCCCCGGAAAAGAUCUCGGAGAGGUGGAAAAGCAACUGCGAAAUAGCAGACGGAGAAAUCCUUUUGGAAGUUAUUCUGUAGCAUAAAAGCAGAAACUUCAGAGCAAGUUUUCACUGGGCAAAAUGGGGGAGCAACCUAUCUUCAGCACUAGAGCUCAUGUCUUCCAGAUUGACCCAAACACAAAGAAGAAUUGGGUACCCACCAGCAAGCACGCAGUUACUGUGUCUUAUUUUUAUGACAGCACAAGAAAUGUGUAUAGGAUAAUCAGUUUAGAUGGCUCAAAGGCAAUAAUAAAUAGUACCAUCACCCCAAACAUGACAUUUACUAAAACAUCUCAGAAGUUUGGCCAGUGGGCCGAUAGCCGGGCAAACACUGUCUAUGGAUUGGGAUUCUCCUCUGAGCACCAUCUUUCAAAAUUUGCAGAAAAGUUUCAGGAAUUUAAAGAAGCUGCUCGACUAGCAAAGGAGAAAUCACAAGAAAAGAUGGAACUUACCAGUACACCUUCACAGGAAUCAGCAGGUGGAGAUCUUCAGUCUCCAUUAACACCAGAAAGUAUCAAUGGGACAGAUGAUGAAAGAACACCUGAUGUGACACAGAACUCAGAGCCAAGGGCUGAACCAACUCAGAAUGCAUUGCCAUUUUCACAUAGUUCAGCCAUCAGCAAACACUGGGAAGCUGAACUGGCUACCCUCAAAGGAAAUAAUGCUAAACUCACUGCAGCCCUGUUGGAGUCCACUGCCAAUGUGAAACAAUGGAAACAGCAACUUGCUGCAUAUCAAGAGGAAGCAGAGCGUCUGCACAAGCGGGUCACUGAGCUUGAGUGUGUUAGUAGCCAAGCAAAUGCAGUGCAUACUCAUAAAACAGAACUAAAUCAGACAAUACAAGAACUAGAAGAGACAUUGAAAGAAAAGGAAGAGGAAAUAGAAAGAUUAAAACAAGAAAUUGAUAAUGCCAGAGAACUACAAGAACAGAGGGACUCUCUCACUCAGAAACUACAGGAAGUAGAAAUUCGGAACAAAGACCUGGAGGGACAACUCUCUGACUUAGAGCAACGUCUGGAGAAGAGUCAAAAUGAACAAGAAGCUUUUCGCAAUAAUCUGAAGACACUCUUAGAGAUUCUGGAUGGAAAAAUAUUUGAACUAACAGAAUUACGAGAUAACCUGGCCAAGCUACUAGAAUGCAGCUAAGGAAAGUUAAAUUUCAGUGCCAAUUGAUUAAAAGAUACACUGUCUCUCUUCGUAGGACUGUAUGGGCUCUGCAUCAAGAUUGCACAAAAUUUUUUGAUUAUCACUCCUCCGGGAGGGGAAUCUUUUGAAAAUUGGAAUUGUAUAUUUCAGUGUAAAUUUUAGAAUUCAGCUUAUAGCUAGUUGGGGAAAAAAAGGAUGAAAAACUUGAACUACAAAUUACCUCCAUGUAUAUUAUUGGCCAUAGUUAACUAGAACGAUAUAAAUAGACACUUAAUGCAAUCUUUUUUUUCUGAUAUUAACCAAUGGGAGAAUUAACAAUGUCUGGGUCACAUCCUCUUUUUUGUGUUCAACACAGUGAAGAUUAUCGGCUUUUAAAAUUAAUUUAUUUAUGAUAUCUAGAGCUGUGUUUUGUGCAAAAACUGAGUAAUGAAAGCCCUGUCUUUUGUUGUAAUCUAAAUAAUUUCUCAGGAUAUUUUUGCACUGCUAAGAAGCAGUGCCAUUACCAAUUAAUUCUUGCCAGGAGUGAGAGAACGCUGCAUCUUUAAUUGAAAAAAACACGAUAACUGGGUGUAUAGACUUCUUCCCUUUUUUGUACUAGAAGACUUUUCACUCUGGUGACUACUCUGGUACAUUCUGGUGUUCUCUAACUUUGUCUGUUGUGUACUUUACUUUUCCAUAUUGAUUCCAUGUAUUUAUGAGAGGAUAUUGUCUCCCAUUUUACUACAUAUUUUAAAGCCAACUAACAAAGGCAGCUGAGUCCCUCAGAAAUUUUUCUUUUUAAAUUUCUAAUAAAUUUGACAACACAGAACUGAAAUACAGCAGCCCGUCACUGACGGUCUGGUCUAGCAAUGUUAAGUAUCUUUACAGAAAAAUAUGCAGUUACAUUUAUUUAUAUAUUUUGCAAGAAACCUUUUCUGAAUGAUCAAUACAUUUCAAUUUAUGAAUAAUAAUGGUUGUUGGGGAAUUGUUUAUUAUAGAUAAUUUUAAGGUGUAUAGCAAUUUUCAAGGGGAUCCAUUUACAUCGAACAGCUGAUCGGAGGACUAUAUCUAAAUUGUGAUCGUGGCAUAUGGAGAUGGAGUUAAAGUACUCUAUCUGGUCUUUACAUCAUCUACAUCUUUAUUCAAACCUCACAAGGCAAUAUUCUGAACUGUUAACUAGGCAUUUCAAAACAGGAAUUACAUUCAACAAGGCUCUUCUCAGUGAGCAGGUUUUAAUGUUGUUUUGAUGUAAUUUUAAAAGACUUUUAGCAAAUAUGCAUUUCUUUAUAUAUUUCUUUUAUGAAGCUCUUUUAAAAGUAAGCCAAGUGCUGUCUGGUCUGCUUAUGGAGUAGGAUUUGCAUCAGAGUUCAUAUAUUCUUGCUGUACAAUGCCUGUGAUGUUGAGGAAGGUUCUUUUUUAGUGUAUGCCUGAAUAUCUGACUCUAUGGAGUUGAUGAAUGCACUGACUUUUGUUUGUACCCCAAAUGAUUGAAUUGUUAAGUACAAAAUUAAGCUAAUCAGUUUGUAACCAUUUUUCACUCAUAAACAGCUACUCAACACUAGAUAAUUUUGUUUUAUAUUUAUGUGUAUGUACAUAAAUACAUACAUAUUAAUUUAUAUUAGAGUGAAAAAUAAAUGGUUUGUUUCUAAAGUUAGUUUCUACAGUGAGUUUUCAAGUGUCUCUGACACUUUACAUUAUUAUAUGUGCUGUAACACCAUGUAAGUUGCCUCCAUCUACCUUAGGAUAUUUUCCUAACCUAUUUAUUAUAGGGAGAAUAGUUUAGGUUCAUAUGCUCAGAGCUAAGAUGUUUCUCUGAUAAAUCAGGUAAUAAAAUGUAUUUGAUGGAUAGAAUUUUGAAGUGGAUAUGGUUUUAUCCAUGAGUUUCUGAGUAACAAAGAGCGCCAGGUUUUAAUUUAAAUAAGGGGCUAACAGUAGGGAUCAGGGAAUUAAGUUAUGAAAGGUUAAACAAUCUAAAAAAAAGUCUAGGCUGUCGAAAUGGUAAGUGGAUUAUUUUAAUGAUGUAAUAAAAUAUUUUUAAAUUUUGACAUAGUGAUCGUUUAAUGGGAAAAUAACUCACCAAAAUGUCUCCACUGGAAUUGUACUAAUAAUGUGAGACAUGUGUAAUUCAAUAUAUACAUAUACCCAUAUGUAUAUACAGAAAAUUAUUUUUAAUAUUUUCCUACUGAUAUGACUUAAAAUUGCAAAUUUUGUGAGUGUCUUCCUUGUCCAAUAGAGCCUAAUUGUUGAAUUUUUUUUAAGUGAUUUAACGAUUUCUUGAGGGCUGCACCUUUAAAUUCCCAGAUUGUCAAUAGACAUGUACAGAUAAUGGGAUAAGGUGGACACAAGUGCACAUAUAAAUAAAACCUUCUUAUUAAGGCUGUUUUAAACACUCAUUUGUUACAGUUAGGAGAGUAUCUAGAAAUCAUUAUAAGUCAUAAUUAGGUUGUGUAUCUACUGUAAUUUUUCCCAUUUCUGUAUUAUAUAUAUAACAUUUGCAUAUUAAAAUUUGAUUUUUCCCAGAGACUAGUAUUCUAUAAUGUAUCUAUAUUUGAGAUCAAACUGUGGUAAUAUAUUUGUCAGAACAUAAUGUUGGGGACUAUAGCCUGAACACGUGGAUUUAGAGUGACACAGUGGAGGAGAGCAGAGACCGAUCCCAUUGUGUAUAAGUUACAUGAUAACCGAGUUCUUGUACAAAAUUGAAAACUGGAAAAGAAAAAAAAGAAAGACAAAAAUACACUUUUUAUUUUUGAAAUACAAUUUGUCAUCCUCUGGAGAAUGUACUUCAUCCUUUUUUUUUCUUCAGUCUUUUACCAAUAUUUUAAAGCAUUUAAGUGAUCACAGCAUUUACUUAAAUCUCACAGGUGCUACGGGAUUUUGCAUUAGUUUGUCAUGCUGUGAAAUCCUAACUUUGACAUAGAAGGUUUUAUAGUAUUUCCCUGUCUAGAAAAUUAGUUUUUAUACUUCUCUUAGUGCCCUAAUCCACCCUUCCAUCCCUUGCCUCCUUCUUCCCUCCAACAAGAAAGAGGUCAGUGAGUUCAUCACUCCUUGUCCCUAUUGAAGACCUCCCACACCAUUAUAGGUUUGAUGUUUGGCUGCCAUUGAACUGUUGGGAAAUACUUUAACACUUGUACUUUUUUUUUAGGUGAAACUAUUUAAGACACUCAAAAUUAAACCAACACAAUCAUCUUUGAAAACUCAUUUCUUUGCCCUGUUGAAAUUAAACAUAUUCUUUACCA
Molecule: messenger RNA, 6124 nt
Organism: Perognathus longimembris pacificus (Pacific pocket mouse)
Lineage: Eukaryota; Metazoa; Chordata; Mammalia; Rodentia; Heteromyidae
Gene: Homer1
Product: homer scaffold protein 1
Exons: 9
Coding region: 1845-2909 (354 amino acids)
Biological process (GO): G protein-coupled glutamate receptor signaling pathway; regulation of store-operated calcium entry
Cellular component (GO): plasma membrane; cytoplasm; postsynaptic density
Molecular function (GO): G protein-coupled glutamate receptor binding
Source: RefSeq, a predicted model, not a curated record